Artibeus jamaicensis (Jamaican fruit-eating bat) is the source of this 1393-nucleotide messenger RNA. RefSeq names its product NK2 homeobox 3 (gene NKX2-3). The transcript is spliced from 2 exons. Gene Ontology annotation, cellular component: nucleus. Bases 199 to 1293 code for a protein of 364 amino acids. Gene Ontology annotation, biological process: cell differentiation; regulation of transcription by RNA polymerase II. Lineage: Eukaryota; Metazoa; Chordata; Mammalia; Chiroptera; Phyllostomidae. Gene Ontology annotation, molecular function: DNA-binding transcription factor activity, RNA polymerase II-specific; RNA polymerase II cis-regulatory region sequence-specific DNA binding. The record is from RefSeq and is a predicted model, not a curated record.
UCUGCAGUGGUUGUAACAAAACCCAGACUCCCAGGUCCGGGCCAAUGGAGGCCAUUUGACUGGAGCUGGACCGGGUCUGUCAAAAGCCCUCCUCGGCAGCAGCGGUGGAGUCCAGAAGGAGCGCUGGUGCCGCAGCGCUGCCUCCCCGCCCCCGCCGGGAUUUAUUGAGUAUUUGGACUGGACAAUUAAGUGGCCCUGAUGAUGUUACCAAGCCCGGUCACCUCCACCCCUUUCUCAGUCAAAGACAUUUUGAAUCUGGAGCAGCAGCAACAGCACUUCCACGGCGCUCACUUGCAAGCGGACUUGGAGCACCACUUCCACUCGGCACCCUGCAUGCUGGCUGCUGCCGAUGGGACGCAAUUUUCUGACGGAGGGGAAGAAGACGAGGAAGAAGAGGGCGACAAACUGUCCUAUUUGAACUCACUGGCCACAGCCGAUGGCCACGGGGACUCGGGGCUCUGUCCCCAGAGCUAUGUCCACACAGUCCUACGAGACUCGUGCAGCGCGCCUAAGGAACAUGAAGAGGAAUCCGAGGUCGUGAGGGACCGGAGCCAAAAAAACUGCCCGCUGAAGAAGCCUCUGGAGGCGGCCGGAGACUGUAAAGUGGCAGAGGACAGCGAGAGGCCGAAGCCACGAAGCCGCCGGAAGCCCCGUGUCCUCUUCUCGCAAGCCCAGGUCUUCGAGCUGGAACGCAGGUUCAAGCAGCAGCGGUACCUGUCGGCGCCCGAGCGCGAGCACCUCGCCAGUAGCCUGAAGCUCACGUCCACACAGGUGAAGAUCUGGUUCCAGAAUCGCAGGUACAAGUGCAAGAGACAGCGGCAGGACAAGUCUCUGGAGCUGAGUGCGCACGCUCCCCCGCCGCCGCCGCGUCGCGUGGCCGUGCCCGUACUGGUGCGGGACGGCAAGCCGUGCGUCACGCCCGGCGCGCAAGCCUACAGUGCGCCCUACAGCGUGAGCGCGGGCGCCUAUUCCUACAACAGCUUCCCCGCCUACGGCUACGGGAACUCGGCCGCGGCCGCAGCUGCCGCCGCCGCUGCCGCCGCCGCCGCAGCGGCCUACAGCGGUAGUUACGGUUGUGCGUACCCGGCCGGCGGCGGCGGCGGGGGCGGUGGGGCCUCUGCGACGGCCGGGGCCCUGCAGCCCGCCUGCAGCGCUGCCGGAGGCGGUCCCUUUGUGAACGUGAGCAACCUGGGCGGCUUCGGCAGCGGUGGCGGCACCCAGCCGUUGCACCAGGGUGCGGCGGCUGGGGCGGCUUGCGCGCAAGGCACCUUGCAGGGAAUCCGGGCUUGGUAGGGUCACGGCGGCUGGAGCCCCACCGCAGCCUGGCGCAGCGGGACUGAAGCGCGAGAAAGGCUGGGUCCAAGGGCCAGGUCCCCUCGUUAAAAAAAUAAAA